Molecule: messenger RNA, 339 nt
Organism: Knipowitschia caucasica
Lineage: Eukaryota; Metazoa; Chordata; Actinopteri; Gobiiformes; Gobiidae
Source: the annotation of a GenBank genome assembly
AUGGAGGGGGGCGUGGCUAAAGUGUUGAUGUUAACAGGAAGUGCGAUUCUACUUCCUGUCUUCCUUUUCGUCACCACCCUCGUCUUUCGGCCUGGGGUCCUCAUCAGGACCUACAACUGGUUCUGGAGAUGGAGGCUGGGUUUGUCGGUUCGGUUUGCUUUCGUGGACUCCUACAGGUUCUGUUAUUCCACUCGGGGGACUCCAGGGGGCGCUCCAUCUCUGCUGCUGCUCCAUGGCUUCUCUGCAAACAAGGACAUGUGGCUCCCGGUGGUGAAGUCUUACAGGUGUCAGACUGUGUUGAAGGUGUUCAAAGAUUGUUCAGCAACUCACUCAAGAUGA